Messenger RNA from Pungitius pungitius (ninespine stickleback), 2540 nucleotides. It is a transcript of the gene gpt, whose product is annotated as glutamic--pyruvic transaminase. Gene Ontology annotation, biological process: biosynthetic process. Bases 331 to 1992 code for a protein of 553 amino acids. NCBI's taxonomy places the organism in Eukaryota, Metazoa, Chordata, Actinopteri, Perciformes, Gasterosteidae. Gene Ontology annotation, molecular function: pyridoxal phosphate binding; L-alanine:2-oxoglutarate transaminase activity. The record is from RefSeq and is a predicted model, not a curated record. The transcript has 11 exons.
GGGAGCCGGAGCCGCGCGCGCGCUGGCUGUGGCGUUGCCAUGCGUACGGGGAACGAACCCCCGAUAACUCCGCAGAGUGCAACGGCAGUCUGCGCGUGUGCUUGUGAUUCAGGGUCCUAGCGGGACAUCCUGGGUCCCCCCCAAACCCAACAGUACUUUAACCCUGCCGACAGGUCCAAAGGUCGGAACGCGUACUCGUUCUUUUUUUUUUACUGAGAUUUAACUUGACGUAGAAAACAGCGGGCGGUGUAAGUCGCGGAGAGGUGGUGUAAGUCGCAGUUAGCCAACUUGCUGAAGGAGAGACAGAGAGAGAGCGAGCAAAAAAGCAACAUGUCAGCCACGCGGAUGCAGUUGCUGACGGCCAGAAACGUCCGGUUUCUGAACCGGGGGCGAAGCGAGUUGUCGGCCGGGGUCCGCGGGGGCCCCGGGGCCCGCUCGCCCACCUCACCCGCUCUGUGGUCCUCCUCUCCCGGCAGGGCUCUAUCGGGUCUGAGCGCGACGCGGCGCGGGCUCCCCAAAGAGAACAUGUCCCAGAACGGAGCGUCGCCCCGGGCGAAGGUGUUGACCCUGGACACCAUGAACCCCACGGUGAAGAAGGUGGAGUACGCCGUGCGGGGGCCCAUCGUGCAGCGGGCCGUGGAGCUGGAGAGGGAGCUCUCUGAGGGAAUCAAGAAGCCUUUCACCGAGGUCAUCAAGGCCAACAUUGGCGAUGCGCAUGCUAUGGGCCAGCAGCCAAUCACUUUCUUCCGACAGGUGUUGGCGCUGUGCUCCUACCCCGAGCUGCUCAACGACAACACGUUCCCAGAGGAUGCUAAAAGUAGAGCGCGCCGCAUUCUUCAGUCCUGCGGAGGGAACAGUAUGGGCUCCUACAGUGCCAGUCAGGGCAUAGACGCUGUGCGCCAGGACGUGGCCCGCUACAUUGAGCGAAGAGAUGGCGGCGUGCCCUGCGACCCAGACGACAUUUACCUCACCACGGGGGCCAGCGACGGCAUCGUGACCAUGCUGAAGCUGCUGGUGUGCGGCGAGGGUGCGACGCGCACCGGCGUCAUGAUCUCCAUACCCCAGUACCCCCUGUACUCGGCUGCUCUGGCCGAACUGGGCUCCGUGCAGAUCAACUAUUACCUCAACGAGGAGAAGUGCUGGAGUCUGGACAUCAGUGAGCUGCAGCGGGCUCUGGAUGAGGCCCGGCGCCACUGCAACCCUCGAGCCCUCUGCAUCAUCAACCCUGGAAACCCCACCGGUCAGGUUCAGAGCAGACAGUGCAUCGAGGACGUAAUCCGAUUUGCAGCACAGGAGCGUCUCUUCCUCAUGGCCGAUGAGGUGUACCAGGACAAUGUGUAUGCCGACGGUUGCCAGUUCCACUCUUUUAAGAAGGUUCUGUUUGAAAUGGGCCCAGAGUACUCGGACACAGUGGAGCUGGCUUCCUUCCACUCCACCUCCAAGUGUUACAUGGGAGAGUGUGGCUUCCGUGGAGGCUACAUGGAGAUCAUCAACAUGGACGAGGAAGUGAGGGCGCAGCUGUCCAAGCUGGUGUCUGUCCGUCUGUGCCCCCCAGUUCCUGGACAGGCGCUCAUGGACCUGGUGGUCAACCCCCCGCAGCCCGGUGAAUCCUCAUAUGACAAGUUUAUCAAGGAGCGCACGGCCACGUUAAGUGCCUUAGCAGAGAAGGCCAAGCUUACAGAGCAGGUCCUCAAUACUGUUCAAGGCAUCAGCUGCAAUCCGGUGCAGGGCGCCAUGUACUCCUUCCCUCGCAUAACCAUCCCUGAAAAGGCUGUCAAAGAGGCCACGGACAAAGGUCAGCAGCCGGAUAUGUUUUACUGCAUGAAGAUGCUGGAGGAGACGGGCAUCUGCCUGGUGCCCGGGAGUGGCUUCGGUCAGAGGGAUGGAACCUACCACUUCAGAAUGACCAUCUUGCCGCCGAAAGACAAGCUGACGACGCUGCUGAACAAAGUCAAGGAGUUCCACCAGAAAUUCCUGCAGCAGUAUUCUUAAAUUGCCACACUGCUUCCUCUGACUUGUAAAGAGAGGAACCCACCAAUCAAAAUGAAAGUAACUCAGCCAAUCAGAAUUGAUCUGUCACUAACAAGUGCCUUUCCUACGGAGGCUCCGGUGGUCUCUGUGAUGACGCACUUCCGGGCCUUUACACAUUCAGACUGUUUUCAAGGAUGUUUUGGUUAAGAAAACCCAGCGGGACACGAAGAAAAGAAGUCCGAGGCCCGUGUAAAGUUUGGAUGUUGGUACUGAAGCUGCGCGUCUGUGAAUAUGAGAGACGUAUUGCCUUUCGCGGACACCAAGCUGGAAUGAAAUGGUACGCAGUUAAAACCUUUUUGAAAUAAUACAUUCCCGCAGGCAGUACUUGACUGGUUGAAAGCGCAGGUGAUUUUGCAUGAUGAUUUUGUUGAAUCAAAAUAAAUGUAACGGGCUAUCAUGUCUCGUUAUUUCAGAAAGCGCAGUCGGAUGUUAAUUUUCCUUUUGACCGAUUGUGAUAGUUACGUUUUUAAGUUACAGUUCCUCGUACUUUCAUUAAAGAACAAAUUGGA